Molecule: messenger RNA, 1546 nt
Organism: Phyllopteryx taeniolatus (common seadragon)
Lineage: Eukaryota; Metazoa; Chordata; Actinopteri; Syngnathiformes; Syngnathidae
Exons: 2
Coding region: 622-855 (77 amino acids)
Source: RefSeq, a predicted model, not a curated record
UUCCGGCGUGACCUUUUUUGUUAAAUUUCAGAUUCAAACUCCCAUGACUUCCUUCAAGGAACUAAAGCGUCCAGACGAACAACUUCUGUUUCUUUUUAGAUAAACAGGAUAAAUUGUAUAUCGUUAAUGAUGAGUUGUUCCGUUUAUUGCUGUCGUGUGAUUUUGUGACGCAUUUGGGGAGGCCAAAUCUUUACUCAUUGACUCUGGUGCAAAGUUUCACUUUAGAGGGGGUCCGGUUUGGGGGCCUCAGUAUGGCAUCUCAGCUUUUUGCAGACGAUGUGGUUCUGUUGGCUUCGUCAGGCUGUGAUCUCCAACCCUCACUGGAGCGGUUCGCAGCAGAGUGUGUGAAGCGGGCGGGAUGAGAAUCGGCACCUCCAAAUCUGAGAUCGUGGUCCUCAGUCGGAAAAGGGCGGAGUGCCCUCUCCGGGUCGGGGAUGAGAUCCCGCCCCAUUCGGAGGGCGGUUUUGUUCACGAGGGAGGGAAGAAUCCGACGGGAGAUCGACAGGCGGAUCGGUGCAGUGUGCAGUGAUGCAGACUUUAUAUCGGUUUGUCAUGGUGAAGGAUUCUCGAUUGAGCGGUGAAUCUUCGUUCCCUCUGCAAUUUUGAAGCUCGCUCGGCGCCAUGUCGUCCAAGAUCCACGUGUCCCUGGACAACCCGUACGGGCGGGUGACCAUCCCUCGCGCCAAACUGCGCACGUCCGCCGACGCCGCCACAGUCAUCGCCAAUCCGGCGGCGCUCAACGGGAACGACCCCGACCCCUACGUGGCCCCGGCGCCGCCGUAUUUGGUGAAGGACGCCGAGGAGGACGGCGGCGGGCGCAACACCUGUUGCUACCGAUGCCGGAGGAGGAAGUGAUGUCACAGCCGGACGCCGCGAGAUCGCUUGCCUACGUUAACGAAAGACGUCGACUGAAGUGAAGUGAGAUGGCCGCUAGGUUGCUAGCAGCUAACAGCUAGCCUCGCACAACUGACAAACCUCCCGUUGAACUCUUGGAAAACUCUGAAAAUGAAAGACUGACGGCGUCAUUGUUUAAAAAAAAAAAAAAAAAAAAAGGAAUAAACUCGUUAUCUGUUGAUAUUAUUCAAAUGUUCAUUUUAUGGUUUUGAGUGUUCAAAUGUGAGCGUUUUUAUCCUUCAAGAUGUUGAAACUUUUGUCAAACUAUGACCUAACCUGGAACUGAAUGAAGGGCAACCAAGGUCAACCGAAGUUAACGAUGGCUGAGAAGCUGGAGGAGGCCACGCCCGCCACAGGGGCAAAUAUUCGCGUUGUCGUGGCAACUACUAACAAUUAUAAAAUUUGUUGGCUCAUUCAUUUAUCAAAUGUGUUUUCCUGUUUUUCAGAUCAAAUAUUUUCUUGUAGUCAGUGUAGAAAAUGACAAUGGAUGAAUUGUACAUUAAUAUACUUUUUUUAUGAAGCAUUUUGAAUUGUAUUUCUUUUUAAUAACUUCUUCUAACACACAUUUGGGGUUAUUGAAUGUUGCCCUUGCUGUAUUAUCACCAGUAGAAAGAUAUCACACUAUUUUUUCAUUAAAAAUGUAUUUGAAAAA